Aspergillus campestris IBT 28561 is the source of this 1431-nucleotide messenger RNA. Its product is annotated as glycosyltransferase family 31 protein. The record is from RefSeq and is a predicted model, not a curated record. The transcript has a single exon. Bases 1 to 1431 code for a protein of 476 amino acids. Gene Ontology annotation, cellular component: membrane. Gene Ontology annotation, molecular function: acetylglucosaminyltransferase activity. NCBI's taxonomy places the organism in Eukaryota, Fungi, Ascomycota, Eurotiomycetes, Eurotiales, Aspergillaceae.
AUGGGUACCCCGAUAGUUGCGCGGAAAAGGCUUUUACGCUUUCUGGUCGCUAUCUGUUUGGUCAGCGCCUUCUCCUUCGUCCUUUGGCCGCAUGUCGAACAACCUAGUGUCACGACGACGACGAUCUCUGGCAACGUGACGGUCACGUCCGACGUCCAGUGUGAUCCCGAUACCGAUGUCCUCAACCGCCUCAAUAUCCGCAAGUUGAGCCAGUACGUGCGCCGCGAUGUGAUUGCCGUGCCGUCCGCCGCCAACGACCCCUUGCCCAUCAAGCACCUCCUCAACUACCCCCUGUUCGAACCCUCCUUGCCGUCCGUCGACGCCCAGGGCAAUCCGCUGGAAGAACCCGCCCAGAAGGACUGUAAGAUGGACGACCCCAUCACCGUCCAGGUGCCCCGUCCGCCCCGCAAUGUCGACGCAUCCCACAUCGACUUCGGUGUCGCCACCACCCUUUCGCGUCUCAACGAUUCCGUCGAGCAGUUUGCCCACUGGGCCGGUUACACCCGCACCCGCAUCUUCGCCUUGAUUGAGCCCGAUGCGCGCGCCGCGGAGGUGCAGGCCAAGGCUGACCUCCUGGGUAUCAACCUCUACAUCACCGAGUCCGACGAGGAGUACCAGCGCCGCUAUUUCUCGCUGGUCGCCCACCUGGCCCAGAAUGUGCGGUCGCAGACCCGCUGGUCCUGUAUCAUCGAUGACGACACUUUCUUCAUGUCCAUGUCCACCCUGGUCAAGGCCCUGUCCGAGUACGACGACACGAAGAAUUACUACGUCGGCGGCCUGUCGGAGAGCAUCCCGCAGAUCGGCGUCUUCGGCCUGAUGGGCUUUGGCGGCGCUGGUGUCUUCCUGUCCCGGCCCCUGCUCCUGGAGCUUAGCGAUCCCGAUGUCUUUGAGGCCUGCCAGAACAUGGAUUUCACGGGCGACCGACGCAUCUCCAUCUGUGUCUACCAGAACACCGAGACGCAUUUGACCAUCAACCACGGCCUGCACCAGCUCGACGUGACCGGCGACGUGUCCGGCUUCUUCGAGUCGGGUCGCCAGCCGCCGCUGUCGGUCCACCACUGGAAGUCGUGGUUCCACACCGACAUGGGCAAGCUGAGCGUGGUGCGCGACAUCUGCGGCGACUCCUGCCUGCUGCGCCAGUGGCAGUUCGAGGACGGCUGGAUCCUGACCAACGGGUACUCGAUCAUCAAAUACAGCCUGCCCGUGGAUCCGUUCGAGAAGACCAUGGAAUUGACCUGGGACGGUGAGAACGGCGCCGUGUACGAGUCGUACCUGCACGAGUUUGGCCCGAUGCGUCCCAAGGACGAGCAGAAAUACAGCUAUCUCCUGGAAGAUGCUGUCCUGGAGGGUAACCAGGUGCGCCAGUGGUACGUCCACCGCGAUGAGGCCAACGGCGACCAGGUGUUCGAGUUGACCUGGCGUGCCGGGUAA